CUGGAAUAACUAUUCAACGAAACAGUAAAGUUUUUAUAGACAAUGGCAAUGGCCGGCAGUGAGAACUUUACAGAGCCAGGAGUGUCCCAGGAAGAACAAGCUCAUAACAAUCUGAUGAUGGUGGUGGCCACCUUGACUUGGCUGAUGCUCAGCUGCUUAACGCUGCUCAUUUACUGCUGCAAUUACUGGCAAAUCUUGAGGCCCCAUUUCAGACGAUUUCAAGAGGCAUCCGAGCCGCAGCAAAGCACCCUGCUAUCAGUGGCUGAUUAGCCGGGAAAUGCAAGGAAACUCAUAUCAAAGGACAAAGGAUAGAGGGACAGAAGGACAACAGCUGUCGGCCAUCAUUCUUGGGCCUUGACACUGGCCAUAUGCCUCUGUGCAGCAGCUUUCAUUUCCAUUUUCCAUUUCCGCUUCCGCUAAGUUAAUUCCACACGACAACAGGGAAACAACAAAAAAAUGAAACCCUACAAAAACGGAAAAUUCCAUGUGUUGCUAUUUCCCUUUUCCAUUCGCGUGUCUACCCCACACCCUCCUCUCCUUUGCCAAAAAAUAUUUUAUUUCCCUUGGCUGCCAGGCAACCGAAGCAGGCAACAAAAAGCGGAGCCAGCCAUCCUGAGAUAUUUGCAGCCCGAGUUUUCAUUUCUUUGGCUGGAAAAGUGAAAAGCAUCUUUUAUGCAAAUUUAGCAGGUGGGCGAAAAGCGUUGGGCGUACUGGCAGGUGGGCGUGGCAGGCGUGGCAGGCCGGAGCCAACAUGACUUCCGCUCCUUAACUGGCUUAAUGCCGCUCGGGCACAGAGAAAAAGAGUUCAACAAAGGUAAUGUCCAAAGGGAAUCUCGAAAAUGCUGAAACAUUAUUAAAUUAAAGCUGAGCAAAGGCCAAAGCGGCAAGGGUAAAACAAACUUUGGAACUCUUUAAAUCGCAUUUCCCGAUAAGUGUUUCACUUAGUAGGCUAGAUUAUACCCAUCACAACUGCUAUUAGCUUAGUAGGCUAGAUUAUACCCAUCACAACUGCUAUUAGCUUAAAAUGAAUUUUCCAGCUUCAACGGUCCAAAGUUCAGGAGUCCUUUUCGGUAAGCCGUGCUCAUUCAAACCUCCGACAGAAAACCGUAAACCGAAAACGAAAACCGCAACAAUUAUCCGUAACCCAUUUACGAGGAGCACACAUCAUUACCGUUCAAAGGCAAAGGCCGCCUCUUCCGGAAUUCUCGGGCUUAAAAUUUCGCCAGGCCGAAUUCGAUUUGCCGGAGGCCUCGACAAAGCCUUUAUCACAUAACUCAGGCCAAAGCCGAGCUGGAGUUGGCUUCACAAUCAGCUGUCGCAAAUGGGGGAGCAAAUGCGGAAAAUUCGGAAAAUGUGGGGGAAAACCUAGGGCCUAGGAUAGAGGUAGACUCUUAAGAAAAGUUUUCGCCGGCACCAAAUCAAAUGCCGAUUAUCGCCCAGUUAGUUGCACUCACAAAGGAAGCCCGGCAAUCCGUUGAAUUGGGGAUGUGGUAGUGGUGGUAGCUCCAGUCCGUGGCCUGGCACCAAAUGUGGUGCAGGAGAGGACCCUCACAGGACCCUCUCCUUCCAGGAACAGGCAGAACCAACGACUGUUCACUCAUUAUCGGCGUGUUUGUUUUAUGAAGGUCGUUUCCAACAGCCCGCACAAAAGGAUUCAAGCCACGCACGCACAGACAUCGCCAGUGUCGUCAGAGGAUUCCUGCAGCCCCCUGCCCCCUCGAGCCCCAAGCUCCACACCAAAGAAGACAACCAGCACUGAGAAAAAAGUAUAAGUG
Molecule: messenger RNA, 1775 nt
Organism: Drosophila santomea
Lineage: Eukaryota; Metazoa; Arthropoda; Insecta; Diptera; Drosophilidae
Exons: 3
Coding region: 43-270 (75 amino acids)
Source: RefSeq, a predicted model, not a curated record